This is a messenger RNA of Lepisosteus oculatus (spotted gar), 1697 nucleotides long. Lineage: Eukaryota; Metazoa; Chordata; Actinopteri; Semionotiformes; Lepisosteidae. The record is from RefSeq and is a predicted model, not a curated record.
UCCAACACAUUCGCGUUGCUCGGCGUUCAGCUCUCCGGUCCCGCCGGCUCUAGCCCGCCCUCUGGUGGAGACGACCGGCCGCCGCGGCGGCAGGCAGGUGCGCGCCCUCCUCCAGCUGAGCAGUUGCAGAAGUUCGCAGGAACCGCAAGGACCGGCGAUCAGCAGCUAGAGCCGCCGGUAACCCCCCUGCAGCCGGAACAAACGGGCUGGGAGCCCUCUGUCUGCGGGCCGUUCGUUGGCGAGCAGAUGGAGACAUGAGGAAGACUCCGAAGAGCAGGAGCAGAGCUGGAAUGCUCCCAGAAGCCCUGACUGGACUGCUGCUGCUCUUGUGGUUUCAGGCUGUGCUGGGUAGGGUCUUGGAAGAGACCUACCAGAAGUGGCUGAAAUAUCAGGAGGACUGUGUGAAGCAGAUGGAGAGCGAGCCCUACCCUUCCGGUAUUUACUGCAACAGGACCUUUGACAUGUAUGCCUGCUGGCCAGACGGCCUUCCAGGGAGCCUUGUUAAUGUGUCCUGCCCAUCCUACCUGCCCUGGUUUGAGAAAGUGAGGCUGGGCGUGGUGCGGCGGCGCUGCGGUCCUGAAGGGCAGUGGGUCAGCCAGGACGGCGGGCAGCCCUGGAGGGACGACUCUCAGUGCGAGGACGAGAAGGAAGUCACGUCUGAAGAGGUCUGGUACAAGCAGCUGAUGGUGAGCUUCAAAGUCCUCUACACUGUGGGCUACUCCCUGUCUCUCUUCACUCUCAUCUCCGCCCUUGUCAUCCUGCUGGGCUUCAGGAAGCUGCACUGCACUCGGAACUACAUCCAUGCCAACCUGUUUGUGUCCUUCGUGCUGCGGGCAGUGUCCGUCAUCGUGAAGGAUGCCCUGCUGGAGCACCACUGGGGCCGGGAGAUCACAAUGGAGUCCGACCUGGGGGAGAUCCUCAGUCACCAGGCGGCGAUUGGCUGCAGGAUUGCGCAGGUGGUGAUGCAGUACUGCAUUCUGGCCAAUCACUACUGGUUCUUUGGGGAGGCGGUCUACCUCUACACGGUCCUGAUCGGCUCCGUUUUCUCGGAGAAGAACAGCUGCACGGCCUAUUUGUACCUCGGCUGGGGUAAAGCUCUCCCAUGAUGCUUUGGGUCACCCGGGGUGGCGGCGGAUUGCAGAGGCUCGUUGGCACACUGCAUAGCCGUCGCAUAACAGCAAAGACAAGGAUCCGCAUUUAAAUCGGAGAACAGGAGGCGCUUCGCUACACAAAGGGUUGUGGGGGUCUGGAACAGCCUGCCUAAAGGCUGGCACUCUUGUUGCUUUCAAGAAAUGUCUGGAUGAGAUCCUGGGAUCAAUUAGCUACUAAUUACCAAACAGGCUCGAUUGGCCAAACAGCCUUCUCUCGUUUGUAACCUAUGUUUGUUUGUUCCUAUGCUCUCUGUUUCAAUACUGAGAGUCUGAGCCUGUUCCCAAGGUAGCUUCCUACUCAUUCAGAAAUUCUCUGCUUACAAAAAAUAUUUUUUUCUUAGUAAGGUCAUUGCUAGCAAGUUUAUUUUCCUGGCUAGUAGAGAAUUAGGGGCCUCUAAAUUGCGGACUUUUAGAUUAAAAUGGAAUCCAGGCUGCAGAACCCCUCAGGAGAGCAGGUUACAGGGCUCGGAACUGCACUCCAUGAGGUCUUUCUGACUUUGAGAAAUUGUUAGUGGGGGUGAUUGUGUUCCAUGGUGACUAGUUUGU